Messenger RNA from Coprinopsis cinerea okayama7#130, 1071 nucleotides. Its product is annotated as phytanoyl-CoA dioxygenase. Bases 4 to 921 code for a protein of 305 amino acids. The transcript is spliced from 11 exons. Lineage: Eukaryota; Fungi; Basidiomycota; Agaricomycetes; Agaricales; Psathyrellaceae. The record is from RefSeq and is a predicted model, not a curated record.
ACAAUGCCAGAAUAUCUCAGUCAAGAACAGAUUGACCAGUUCAAUAAGAACGGAUAUCUCGUUCUGCCGUCAUUCUUGUCGGAAGAAGAGACAUCCGCGUUGCGGAAGCGCUCUAAGGAGCUGCUGGACGAAUUUGACCCUUCUACCCACCCUCUGACCAAGUUCACGACAGGAGACGAUGACCACGUCGGAGACGACUAUUUCCUGACGUCUGGUGACAAGAUACGCUAUUUCUUGGAAACGGACGCGGUGGAUGGAGAUGGAAAGUUGAACAGGGAAAAGCAGAAAGCUGUGAAUAAGAUUGGACAUGGCUUGCACGAGCUUGACCCUCUCUUCCGGAAAGUGACUUUGGAGAAUGAACGCAUUAGAGCUGUGGUUAGGGAUUUGAAGUUCCAUCGGGAUCCUGUUGCUCUCCAGUCGAUGGUAAUCACGAAGCAGCCGCAGAUUGGUGGCGAAGUGCCUGAGCAUAAUGACUCGACAUUCCUGUACACAGACCCACCAUCCGCCCUCGGCUUCUGGAUCGCCCUCGAGAAAUGCACAGAAUCCAACGGAGCCCUGUCUUUCCUUCCCGGAUCGCACAAGACCACGCCAAUCACCAAACGUUUCGUUCGUCUCGGGCCUGGAAAGGGUACGGGGUUCGAGACGUUGGUCUCACCCGAGGAAGAGAAACGUGUGGCUGAGGAGGGCAAGAAGGGGGAAUAUACCUUGGAGACUUGCAAUCCAGGCGAUUUGGUCCUCAUCCAUGGCUCGGUGCUGCACAAAUCGGAGAGGAACACGAGUCCCAAUACGAGGUUUGCGUAUACCUUCCAUAUGAUCGAGUCGCCGCCCUAUGCAAAUUAUGACGAGAAGAAUUGGUUGCAGCCUACACCCGAGAUGCCGUUCUCGAGGAUCCUGCCUCCGGGGGAGAUCAACGUGUUCUAGGUGCUCCUUCGACAACGGUCCUGCGGGUGGUAGGAUAUGAAGAAGCAAGUGACGGAAUCUUUUGUGUUACAACAGUUUGGUGUUAGCGGUAUAGCAACAGUGUGGUAUCUCUGUGUUAAAUAGGUAUUAUCUAAAUGGAAUCAGCGUCAC